This is a messenger RNA of Carassius auratus (goldfish), 2099 nucleotides long. It is a transcript of the gene fbxo4, whose product is annotated as F-box protein 4. Gene Ontology annotation, cellular component: SCF ubiquitin ligase complex. Gene Ontology annotation, molecular function: protein binding. Gene Ontology annotation, biological process: SCF-dependent proteasomal ubiquitin-dependent protein catabolic process; protein polyubiquitination. The transcript is spliced from 7 exons. The record is from RefSeq and is a predicted model, not a curated record. Bases 185 to 1297 code for a protein of 370 amino acids. Lineage: Eukaryota; Metazoa; Chordata; Actinopteri; Cypriniformes; Cyprinidae.
CAUAUACGCCUAUGAUGAAAACACGAGAGACGUGUAACUUUGACAGUUCCGGGAAAAUCCACAGGAAUACUUUACAACUGAAAUCGUGAUUAACAGAUAAAUGACAUAUAAUGUAAAACGUUUUUGCUAUAUUAAAAAAGUUACAUAUAGAAAUCUAAGAAAUAUAUGACAAAAAAGUGUCAGUAUGCUGAGCAGAUCUAUAGUCGUGCAAAGUCUCAGGAGUAUCAGAGAUAGGUUUUUUGAUACAAGACAACAAAGAAAUGAGAAAAGUGAUGGUCAGGGGUCAAGUAAUGAAGUCACGGGCCCCUGUCUGGAUAACCUGACGGUUGACAUGCAGUUUCUCAUCAUGACCUUCCUGUCUCCGCAAGACCUCUGCAGAUUGGGAGGCACCAGUACAUACUGGCAGUCAAUGGUUCGAGACCCUGUCCUGUGGAAGUACUUCCUGUUACGUGAUAUGCCACUCUGGCAGUCAGUUGACCAUUUAUCAGUGCCUCAGGUCAAGCUCACUGGCUCAGCUCUGCUGGAUGACUCUGAGAUGCAGCUUGAUUAUAUGGCAGAGUAUCUACGUGUUUGUCCGGCCUGUCGAAACCAAUGGCAAUACCAACCCAGAGCCUUCGAAUCUGUGACUUCCUUCUUCCAGUCUCUUGUACCGGUUUCAGAGCCACAGUUUGCCAUGUUUGGCCCCGGGCUUGAGCAGUUAGAGAUUUCCCUCAUGAAUACAAUCAUGAAUUCCCCUCAUGUACUGCCUAUAGCAGGACCACCUCAUCGGCAGAUUGAUGGCAUUGGAUCCGGAAUCAGUUUUAAGUACAAAGAUCAGCACAGAUUCAAUAUUGCAACUUUAUAUUCAACUAACAGGACGGAGCGAGAGAGAGCGCGUCUGGAGCAUGUCAAUCUGCGAAGUAAAAUCUUUGUCUAUGAAGAGGAUAGUGAGUCUAACAUACCCUUAAGUGUCAACCCCAUGUUUAAUCAAGUUUGUCAAGCUGUGAAUGGAUUCAUCUUUGUGGCCAAUGCUGAGACAGAAAGAGGAACAGACAGGGGGUGGGAGGAGGAAUGUGCCCAGAUCAGGGUUAUGUUAGACCCUGCGGUGGGUGCUGUGUCCCGCCCGAUCCUGGUGCUCUCCUGUGUGUCUAGAGAGACCACAGACAGAAACAGGAUACAUUGUGUGACCAUUGCCCAUCAGCUUCAGCUCAGCUCACUGCCCAACCCUUGGAUGGUUCAGGACACGACUGCAGAAACACUGACAGGACUGCUGGAUGGUAUUGAUUGGCUGCUGAGGCACUCUGGAGUCAAGCUAUAACCAAUAAGACUGUAAUGAAGCUACUGGAUGUAUCAAGUCACACUAUUAUAGGGGGUUGUGCUUUUGGUGGGGACCAGUUAUACAUUUAUUUGUUUUCACAAUUGCAAUUUUCAACCUGUUUUGGCUAAAUGUUGUCCUUUAAAUUGACUUGUUAGAUUUUUUAAAGUGACAUUUUUUUACAUUUGUGACCCUGGACCACAAAACCAGUAUUGGCUGGGGUAUAUUUUUAGCAAUGGGUCAAAAUGAUCAAGUUUUAUUUUUGCCAAAAAACAUUAGGAUAUUAAGUAAAGAACAUUAGGGUUAGUUAGGGUUAGGGUUAGGGUUAUAUUAAUUGUAAAAAAAAAAACUUGGGUUAGGGUUAUAUUAUAUAUUUUGGAAAUUCCCUACCGUAAAUAUAUAUAAACUUAAUUUUUAAUCAGUAAUAUACAUUGCUAAGAACUUCAUUUGGACAACUUUAAAGGCAAUUUUCUCGCUAUUUGGAUUUUUUUGUCAUAUCCUAACAAAAUAUACCUCAAUGGAAAUCUUAUUUAUUCAUCUUUCAGAUGAUGCAUAUAUCUGAAUUUUGAAAAAUUGACAUUUAAGACUAGGGUCACUCACACACACAUAUUUAAUCAGGGGAAUAAAAUGUAUGUAGCUCUAAAGGCAAUAUUACACAAGCAAGAAUGCUUUUUGCACUGAACAUCAACAAGUCUGAGAUUUGACUGUAGCAGGUGAUAUCAAGAAUCAGAAUAACAAGUUAUGAUUGUAAUACAGUGCAGUUCAAUAAAGAAAAAUAUUAAGGAACUUAUAUUUAAAACACAAA